AUGUAUAGAAAUGUUCUUAUCACUGAAAAUCAACGCUGUUUACAGCAAAUUUUAUGGCGUUUCAACCCUUCUGAGGAGGUAAAGAAAUAUAAAUUAAAUACAGUUACUUAUGGGACCGCAUCGGCCCCGUAUCUCGCCACACGAUGUCUUGUUCAGUUGGGCCAAGAGUGCACAGAUACACACAUACAAGAAACUAUACUUCAUGACUUUUACGUGGAUGAUUACAUUUCAGGCCAUGACUCAAUGCAAGAACUUAUACGCAUAUGCAAGGGCGUUACUACACAACUACAAACAGGGCAGUUUAAUUUACGCAAAUGGCAGUCUAAUAGUAAACUUAUUUUGGACACUAUACAACAAAAUAACUCAACAGACGAACUAUUAACUUUAAACAAUGACAGUUGCGCUAAAACAUUAGGUUUACAUUUGACAUAA
Parnassius mnemosyne (clouded apollo) is the source of this 432-nucleotide messenger RNA. Lineage: Eukaryota; Metazoa; Arthropoda; Insecta; Lepidoptera; Papilionidae. The record is from the annotation of a GenBank genome assembly.